Messenger RNA from Anoplopoma fimbria (sablefish), 4612 nucleotides. RefSeq names its product family with sequence similarity 13 member A (gene fam13a). Gene Ontology annotation, biological process: signal transduction. NCBI's taxonomy places the organism in Eukaryota, Metazoa, Chordata, Actinopteri, Perciformes, Anoplopomatidae. The record is from RefSeq and is a predicted model, not a curated record.
UUUGACAGCACUUCUUUAAACUCUCUCCUGUUCUGGAUUAUUUGUGUUGUGUUUUUGGAUAACAGCGAUGGCACACUUUAAAGAAAAAGGCAUUCCCACUGGGGAAAGUCUAAGAGUGUGUCCUGGAAAAGAGUGAGAAGAGGAGGAGGGAAGAUAGCAGCAGUUUUUUUCCCUUCAUCUUUGCCUCUGCAGGCGUUUCUUCUGUGGGAGAAUGGGGGCUGGAGCUCUGACCAUCUGUCAUAACAAGACAGCGGUGCAGGUUAAAGAAGACAUGAAGAAGAUGGUCCGGAUACCCAUAUUGCAAACCAUGACAGGGACAGCCAAGUACACCAAGCUGUUUGGAGUGUCCCUGUUCGAGCUGCAGGAGAAGGGUCUGGUGGAGGAUGGUGUGCCUCUGGUGUUGAGGAAGAUGGUUGAGCAUCUUCGCAAGCAUGCCUUGCAUCAGGAGGGUCUGUUCAGAGUGAAUGGCAAUGUGCGUACUGUGGAAACCCUGAAACAGCGGCUGGAGAGUGGAGAGGAUGUGGACCUUCUCUCUGAAUCUGAUUCAUGUACAGUGGCCAGCUUGCUCAAACGGUACCUGAGGGACCUGCCAACGGGUCUGGUAGACCCAACAGUCCAACAGGCGCUCAUACAGCAUCACCAAGAGUGCGGUGAUGAUGUGUCUUGGUCAGAUAUGAGGGACCUGCUCCAGCAGCUUCCAGACGUCCACCACAGCCUCCUCCGCUACCUCUGCCACUUCCUCACCGUUGUGGAGUGCAACCACAAAGAAAACCGUAUGACUGCCCUCAACCUCGCCACUGUGUUUGGACCCAGUGUCUUCCAUGUGGCCUCUGGUUUCGAAGCAAUUAAGGACCAAAAUAUCUGUAACAAGAUAAUGAUCAAGUUCAUCCAGAACUACAGCAAUAUAUUCGAGAACGGCAUAGACGGAGGAGGCUUCACAGAAGAACCGUCAACCCUUAUUAUUGUCAAGGAGGUGCACAUGACGGAUGCAGACACACAGAAGUCGCCCAUCCACCUCAGUGCAAACCCACCGACACCGGUUCCCAGAAUGAAGACUGGACAAAGAAAUACACAACACAAUGCAGAACCUCUGAAUACAUCCUCUACUAACGCUCCAAAGGCAAAGCAAAGGAAAAAGAAGGUAAGCAAAGGGAAGAGUGACCGCAUGACUCUUGUCAUCCCUGAGCCAAGCCGCUCUGCUGAGUCGCCCCAUGCAAGGUCCAUCUCCAUACCAAUCAUUUUACCGCUGGGCUCAGAGCUAAGGAGCCACAGUCCAGAGCCAAUGGAGACAGCUCGCCAAGUAACCCCAGACACUGCCUCGCCACUCAGCCACCCCGAUGCCAUCCCCUCUUGCAACAUGGAGGCCAUAAGCAGCUCCCAAGAAGAAGAUAGGCCAAUUUAUCCUUUCUACAUGAGUAAUCACCUCUCUCCUGUCCACUUCCAACCGGAUGUGGUAAAUUUUCUGGACAGGACGAUUCGUUCAGCAGUGGAGCAGCACCUCUUCGAUGCAAACCCUUUAGGGGAUCAAAGUUCAGAGGACUGUGGGUUAACCCUACUCCCACCAUCUUCAAGGGCGACGCCAUCUGCCCGACAGAGACGUCGACACCAGAGGGAGCAACAGGAGGAGGGGCUGAGACACAACGAAAGAAACAGAACGGCGUCUGUCCGAGCACGCACCAACAAGGAGAACAUCCCAUCGAGCAGUGGGAGCAGCUCCGGCAGUGGGGAGGACACAGGCAGCAGCGUAGACUCACAGGGAGGCCAGAGUAGUCCCGCAGAGCGAACCCCCAAACCCAGGAAGUGGAAACACAGCCCCACGCUGGUGCAGCUCACAGACAUCCAGGACACCCACACAUUCAAGGAAUGUGUUGGUGAGAGACCCGGGGCGAACCACAUGGAGACAUUUGACAAAGAGAAUGACAUUUCAAGAAAAGAUUGCAAUCCUUCUCCUCAACAGACGUUAAGGAUGAAGAUCCAGGAGUCGCCCGUCACUUGUGACACGGGGAGGAUCGGUGGAGGAGAGGUGCGAGGCUCGGACCCGGACUGCGAGAUCUGUGAGGACGUGCCUCGACUGGACCUGACAGCACUUACUGAGGAAAGCAACUGGGGAGAGCCGGUCCCAGCGUACUCGCAAAUGCAGAGGGAGAGCAUGGACCGCGAGGAAGCCAGACUGUCCCCUCACGCCGGGGGACGUCUGAUCCGCCAGCUCCUGGAGGAGGACAGCGACCCGAUGCUGUCACCUCGCUUCUACGCCUACGGACAUUGCCAGCAGUACCUGGACGACACUGAAGUGCCUCCCUCACCACCGAAUGCACACUCGUUUGUCAGUCGCAGACGGAGUUCGUCUCUUGGCUCCUGCGACGAUGAAAAAGAGGAGUUGACGUCCGCUCAGCUCUCAAAGAGGAUCCAUGUGCUGAGGAAGAAGAUCCACAGGUUUGAGGAGAGGUUUGAAGAGGAGCGUAAAUACAGGCCCUCCCACAGUGAUAAAGCUGGAAACCCAGAGGUGCUGAGAUGGGUUAAUGAACUGGCUAAGCUUCGUAAGGAGCUAAAAGAAAACAAGCUGAUGAAGUCUGAGGAAGACCUGCCGCCCCUGACCCGCCAGCGCAGCAACACGCUGCCCAAAAGCUUCGGCUCUCAGCUGGAGAAGAAACCCCAGCAGGAGAAAGUACCGAAGCCUCCGGUGGAGAGCAGCCUAGAGACGAUUCAGAAGAAGCUGCAGGAGAAGAGAGAGGAAGUGAACCGUCCAGAGGACAUCAAGGAUAUGACACGGGAGCAAAUCGGAGCAGAGAAAGUCGCCAUGCAGAAAGCUCUUCUCUACUACGAGAGCAUACAUGGUCGACCAGUCACCAAGAGCGAGAGGCAAAUCAUGAAGCCCCUGUACGACAGAUAUCGUCUGGUGAAGCAGAUCCUGUGCAGAGCCUCCACCAUCCCCGUCAUUGAGGAGGAGGACGGCUCCGAGGACGAAGGAGACUCAAAGACACAGUUCACCGUGACGGUCCGACCGGACCUUAGCGUUCUCGGCUUCCUGGACCACAUGGAGGAGGAAGGGGACGGUUUCAUUUCACCCGUGGACGAACUAUCGCCCUCUAAGAACAUGACGGACAUGAGGCUGUCCAACCUGCACUCCGCCACCACGGAGGAACUCGUAGAGCAACUCCAAGAGACCCGAGAGGAGAAGAAGAGACUCCGCAAGAACCUGAAAGAGUUUGAGGACCAGUUCUUUAGACAAAACGGAAGAAAUGUGCAGAAGGAGGACCGCUCCCCUUUGGCAGUUGAGUACAACGAAUACAAGCACGUUAAAGCCAAACUGCGGCUGCUGGAAGUCCUCAUCAGCAAAAGAGACUCAGCUAAGUUUCUCUGAGCGAAAAAAUAAAAAACUCUAAAAGGACUUCAGAGAGACAGUCGAACACAUCUCACCCUGUUGGAAAGAAAAUAUCUGAUUUUCCUUCCCGCUGCCAUCUGUGUUGCUCGUGUUUCUGGCUCAGGGGAAACUGUUCCCCUGUUAAUCCGUCUCAUCAAGCUCAGCUGGGUUUUUCCCUCCGGAACCACAACUAAAAUCUAAAUUCCCUCCGGAGAGUCGCUAACUCACGACUGAUUCAAAGCAUCACAGAGUCACAGAGCUUCAUCUAAGAAGUUUCCCUCUCAACAAACAGCUCACCUUUAUAAGAAGACCUUUCUCGAGACGCACACAAAUAACCGGAAUCACACUUUUAUUGCUAAUAAUUUAUUUCUAUCCUUUUGAAUGUUUUUUAUUGGAAAAGAAAAGUUAUUUUUCUGAUGCGUUGUUGUAGAAGUCUUAAAGAAAAAACCCUGUAAGUAAAAUAAUAGAUGUGAAAUUAUUGCUAUUUUGAAAGAAGGAUUUUUGCGAUCAAGAUGUAUGAGUAUUUUUGUAAUGGAGACUUUACUAUUUGUAUAACUUCAAUCAGCUUAACAGUAUUCAGUAAAUUAUAAGCUUUCUCUAUUUCUGUUCUGACCAUCAUGUAAUAUAUGAAAUAAUCUUUAUUUUCUUCUCUAGAAGUUAAAUUGAGUAUUUGCUCACUAAAAGAAGUGUUUUUUAAUUUGAAUACAACCCAAAGAAAGUGACUCAGAGUACAAACUACAAACCAAAAUAGCUCAUACUGAAUGAAACCCCUACUUUUACUUACAACUUAUUUUUGUGAUCACUGGUACUUACCUAAGCAUUUGACUGUAUAUUUUACGCAUUGAAGCGCUUUCACCCCACUUUACUUCCUGUCAAAUAAGCUAUUUCUCUUCUUGAAAUCACUGUUAUGUUUUGCUCACAUUGAUAGACAUAGACAAAUGUUUUGUGAGGCAAUUCUGGAGGAAAGCUAAAAGCUCUGUAUUUUACAGCGGUGUGUGUUUCCUUCUCGUCCUCUUUAGAGCUUGUUAGGUUCUUUUGUAAAUAUGGAUCACUUGUGUAUGUUUACAUUUCUGUGAGCGAGUACAUAUUUCCUUCCUUUCUCCAAAAUGGAUGAUUUAUCAGUGUGAAUUUCGUUUUUACUGAAUGUAAACACUGGCAAGGCUUAAUGAAUUUUGAGUGUGUACAUUUUAGUACAUAAAUUGUAUUUGUAUUUUGUAUAUAUUAUGAAUGAAAUCAUAUUUUUAAACAGUU